ACGCGUAUGUUGAAACGUGGAAUCUAUUUCGCCCUGACCUCCGGUAAAGUAUGUAUAGUCAGUCACAGUCUUAUUCGUGGGCAGUCAAGUGUUUCAUUACUUCCUCUGUGAUUCUUUAGCUGUUAUUGACAAUCCGACACGAUAAAGAAGAAGAGGAAAAUUUGAAAGAAGAUAGCGAAAGGCAUAAACAGUGUCUUGAAACAAUAGAGUUUGGAAAUAGCUUGUGUAGCAGAGAUCAAGAAACGAGAAAGAUGAAAACAAUUUGGGUGAUCGGUGGUCCGGGAUGUGGUAAAGGAACUCAAUGCGAUCGCAUCAUAAAAAAAUAUGGACUUCUACAUCUAAGCAGUGGCGAUCUUCUACGAGACGAAGUCGCCAGUAACAGUCCGAGAGGUGCAAACCUGCAGGAACUAAUGUCCAAAGGCUUGUUUGUUCCCACUGAAGUAGUAUUAGAACUGAUAAAGGAGAAAAUGACGAAGGCUAAAGAAGGAGGUUCGGUAACUGGAUUUCUUAUCGAUGGAUAUCCGAGAGAGUUGGAACAGGGUAUAAAAUUUGAAAAGGAUGUAUGCCCGGUCGAUCUUAUUCUUUUCUUUGAUGUUGGAAAUGAAACGAUGAAAACGAGACUUCUGGGUCGAGCUGCAGUCUCGCAAAGGGCUGAUGACAACGAGGAAACGAUCAAAAAAAGAAUUGAGAUUUUUAACUCAAAAAAUAAUGAGAUCGUUGAGCAUUACAAAGAUAAAGUCGUUAGAAUUAACGCUGAAGGGGCAAUUGAUGAUAUAUUCAAUGAAGUUACAAAAGUACUGGAUACUCUUGUAAAAUCGUAAUGAAUGAUUAAUUUUAAAUGACACUUACUGACCUUUGAUAGGUCAAUAGCAAAUAUGCGCUACGCUAUUACCUUAAUGCAAUUGCAUACUAGAAUUUUAGAAGCACAAAGUUCUGUGGCACAAGAUCAAGUCAUUCGACAUAUCUGUUGAAGAAAGACCACAAUAUUACUAUUUCAUUAAAAAUGAUUUACGCUUGUACAAUGUGAGAAUUCUACAUGAAAAAUACAAGACCUGUUAAUGAA
Messenger RNA from Orussus abietinus, 1063 nucleotides. It is a transcript of the gene Ak1, whose product is annotated as adenylate kinase isoenzyme 1. The record is from RefSeq and is a predicted model, not a curated record. Gene Ontology annotation, cellular component: cytoplasm; cytosol. The transcript has 5 exons. Lineage: Eukaryota; Metazoa; Arthropoda; Insecta; Hymenoptera; Orussidae. Gene Ontology annotation, biological process: nucleoside triphosphate biosynthetic process. Gene Ontology annotation, molecular function: AMP kinase activity; ATP binding. The coding region runs from base 252 to 821 and encodes 189 amino acids.